AUGGAUGUGGGCUACCUGGACUUUACUGAAGCCUUCGAUAAUUAUGACUAUGAUCAUGAAGAAAGCCGUGAGGAAAGUGAUGGGUCUUUGGAAGCCAUGAUCGAUACAAUAUUAGUACCCUCAAGAAGGUAUGCUAAUAAGAAUUUGAUAAAAAAGCAGAGCUCAUCGGUGCCAUCGUCGUCAGAAAAUGAAGACCUGUUAAUUAAAAAUAACUUGAAUACUUGUGUGGGAAAUGAAAAACCUGUGCCUCAAAAAAACUUAAAAAAUGGAAAGGAAGAAUUCCCUGCUUCAGAAAUGGAGGAGAAUGCAGGUGAAAAUGUUACCCAGACAAAGUCUCCUGCGAAAAAAGAUUACCUUCUUGAGAAAGCCAGAGAUGAACUGGCAGAAGAGAUUGCAAAGUCGGUGAUGUCUGAGUCACCUCACAGUGGUGAAGAAAAAGGAAUGACAUUAGAUGUGUUUUAUGAUCUCAUGAGCUCACUGUCUUAUUACCCAUUUAUAACGAAGAAUCAAAUACCCCGAACUCCAGAAAAUCUGCUUGCUGAAAUUAGACGUUCGUGGAGAAAAGCUAUUCAGACUGAGGGCUCAUUAUACCCAGAGCUGUCCUCAGCUGAAGUGGUGACGGAAGAAUCUUCAGUGAAUGCCAUACCCG
Molecule: messenger RNA, 649 nt
Organism: Zonotrichia leucophrys gambelii
Lineage: Eukaryota; Metazoa; Chordata; Aves; Passeriformes; Passerellidae
Product: HAUS augmin-like complex subunit 6
Exons: 7
Biological process (GO): spindle assembly
Cellular component (GO): HAUS complex; mitotic spindle microtubule
Molecular function (GO): microtubule binding
Source: RefSeq, a predicted model, not a curated record